AUGACCUAUAACACUACGCACCUGCCUUUGCAGUCACGAUCUCGCUCGAACGAGGGGAACCAGGCUGCCAUGGCGGAGCAGUCGCAGCAACAGAAUAUCACGGCAUCUUAUGGACAGCAGUAUACCAUACAGGGGCAGCAACAGGGGGGAUAUCAAAAUGUGCAGAACGAUCCAGGAUGGACUCAGCGAGUCUUGGAAGAGAUGAAGGACUUGCUUCUCCUGCUAAACGCUCAGGGUCGCAUCACCUACGCGUCGCCCUCCUCGAAAUCGAUCACCGGUCGUCCAGCGAAACAACUCGAGGGCAGUCUCUUUACACAGUUUAUUCACGAGGACGAUAAGCCUAUCUUCUUGAGAGAUAUGGACGACGCGGUGGCGACAAAUAAACCGUUUCGAACGCAUGUGCGAUUACAAAAGUCGAACAGCGCGUACUCCCUAGUCGAAACAUACGGCCACCCACAUAUUGCAAGCGAGGACGGGUCACGGGGGAGGAAUACCACCAUUCAGGAACGCUGCACGGGCUUCUUCAUCAUGUGUCGACCCUACCCCACAAAGAACUCCCUGCUUCUCGACUCGUUCCUGGAGCACAAGAUUGAGAAUGCACGCUUGGUACAGCAGAUUGCCAAGCUGAAGCAGGAAGAGGACAAAGAGGCAAAUCUGUCUCGUCUGUCCUAUCCAAAGAUCGAAGAGAAGUUACUCGAGGCUCAAGCUGCUGCCCAGGGAAGUGGCAGCGAUCAGGAGUCGACCGAGACCGUCGCGCCCAACUCCGAUGAGUCUGACGGAGCCCUGGGGGAUUACUUUUCCGAGAAUGCCCCUCGCUCGGAAGGUUUGUCUCAUAUUGAUGGCAUCGAGGUGAUGACCGGUCUAUACUACGGUGAUGGUGAGAGAUCUCAGGGGCUUAGUACCGGUCUGCGCCGAGGCCGACUGAUUCAGUGUGAUAUUGAUAUCACUACUGCGGCCGACCAAGCCCGCAAUGUUCAAGAGGGUGAUAGGCGUAAGAGGCUGAAGGGACAGCACGUUUGCAGUGAUUGUGGGACGGCCGAUUCCCCGGAGUGGAGGAAGGGCCCUAGCGGUCCUAAGACGUUGUGUAAUGCCUGCGGCUUGCGCUGGUCCAAAAAGGAGAAGAAGCGUCAGGAGUCUACUUGA
Molecule: messenger RNA, 1143 nt
Organism: Penicillium cataractarum
Lineage: Eukaryota; Fungi; Ascomycota; Eurotiomycetes; Eurotiales; Aspergillaceae
Product: GATA transcription factor LreB
Exons: 2
Coding region: 1-1143 (380 amino acids)
Biological process (GO): regulation of DNA-templated transcription
Molecular function (GO): sequence-specific DNA binding; zinc ion binding; protein binding
Source: RefSeq, a predicted model, not a curated record